Ostreococcus lucimarinus CCE9901 is the source of this 3945-nucleotide messenger RNA. RefSeq lists its product with no specific name. The record is from RefSeq and is a predicted model, not a curated record. NCBI's taxonomy places the organism in Eukaryota, Viridiplantae, Chlorophyta, Mamiellophyceae, Mamiellales, Bathycoccaceae. The transcript has a single exon. The coding region runs from base 1 to 3903 and encodes 1300 amino acids.
AUGGCGUUGAGGGACUCGUUAGAGCGCGCGCGGGCGACGAUGAUGGGCGAAAACCUUGACCCUGGUCGUGCGAUCGCGCGGACGCCGGCGACGGUCGCGUUCACGAGCGCGCGUAAAGAAGACGUGGACAGAGAGUUGCGCGUUCAGCGAGACGAACGACGAAAGUCGCAACCGACCGGGAGAAUCAACGAAGAGGACGUAAGGAGAGGCGUGCUGGAAACGCGAGCGUCGAUAUUUAACGUAGGUGCGGCGAACGAGUCCAAAGCGCGCGGUUCGUGGCGCAAAGCGCUCUCGAGCGUGCGCUCUGCGAAGCGCGGCGCGGCGCUGAGCGACGUCAAUCCGCUUGAGUGGACAGACGUCGACGGUUUAUUCGCGUACUACGAUUCGAUUUAUUUCGAAAGCAAACUCAACGGCCGCGUCACGUUUUCUUGGCACGCGUCGCCGUCGCAUAGAAAUGACGAUGAGAGUGAAGACAUGGGCGAAAAAGCAAAACUCGACAGUCUAUUCAAGUAUUGUUUGUGCAGCGAUGUGCCGAAGUGGUGGCACGGGGCGAACCCGAGGCAGUUAUGCGUCGGGGUGUGCUGUGUCAUCGAGAAACGGGCGUCGCAGUAUUCACGCGUGGCGCAUUUGCGUAUGCCGGACGUUUUGCGUCGCUUCAAAAUGACGCAAAUGACAAAGGAGGCGCUUCUUCACGGCAUGACGCAUGCGUACUUGUUUGUGACUGGUCAUACAAAAGAAGACGCCGCGUUCAACGCGCACGACGAGGAGUUCAAGCGUUUAACGUACAAGCUGAAUUAUGAUUUCAUGAUCGCCGAUGCGUACAGACCACAGGAUAAAGGGUACGCGAUUCGUUGGUUUGAUCGAGCGAUUGAGGCGUCCGCGGCCGCGACGACGUCUUCAGAUCCUCUCUCGAGCUCUAUGGCGGUAGCAUCAGCCCGGCCAACGAAAGAUGUGGCUUCGUCAGUGAAGAGUCAACUAUUCAAGAAUUCGGUGGUAGACGUUCUCACGCCGGAGCACUACAAAUUGUUGUACUUUAUUAGCAAGCAUAGUCGAUUAGCUGAGAAGGCGACGGACAAGGAGCGUUGGAUUCGUUAUCUUCACAUCAUGGUUCUAGUUUACGAAGCGAUCUUGGCUGGUGUUUUCGACUACGAUUACUCCCCAUACGGUGAAGAAGUCGGUUCAAAACGAAUGAUGCUGAAUAUCUCCCAAGAAGCGAGAGAUAAUCUCGACGAUUUAGUCGAGGCGGGGAUGGUACGUUCGUUAAGGAUGUCGACGUCCAACGGGAAAUCUACGAUGGCGUAUCAACCAUCGAAGAAGGGAUUGGAAUACAUGCGACAAGGUUCGAUUUCUCGGGAAGAUAAAGAGCUGUGCGAUGAAUUCAUGUAUGACCCCAGAGGUUCAUUGCUCAAGGUUGUGUUUGAAGAAAAGACGGAAACGUUCAAGUUGGUUUCCGACGAAGGAUUCAACAUCGAUAGCACAGUGACGGAAUCCGAAGAUGUCUCUUACGUCUGUUCGCCGUACCUUUGUCGACAGUUCAUGAAGAGCGCGUCUCGGCCGCUUUCGAGCUACGCGUAUCGCGCCUCAGAAUCCAUACGAGGUUUGAGCAGUAUAGCGGACGAUUUGGACGUCCAGCUGUCCAUGAGUCGAGUCAUCGUGUUGAUUGGCGACUGGAUCCCCACGAGUUGUACGCAAAUCACAGAGUUGUCGCAAAGUUUGGGGGUUUCUGAUCGAAACAAAGGUGGCUAUUACAGCUCGGAAGUCGAUCGCGCGAGCACGGAUACGUGUCUCGAGAUCCCCGUUGGACUCACGAGAAUUAGCAUCUCUUCGGCGAAUGCGGCGCAGUAUUGCAACGUGGAGGCGGAAGUCGAGUAUCCGGAAGCAGCUGGAAUUACGCAAAUCGAGUCGUUUGGACUUCGCUUCGCUCGAGAGGGUGACUUGGUUUGCGGUAUGAAGAUUGAAUCCGUCAUGACGAAAAUUCUCAACGACAUUCCAGUCGAUUGGCUCAGUCGAGUCGUAGCCGACUUGCAAGUCGAUAGUUCCAAGCUCACGGCGAGCAUGACGUCGCUCUAUCAGAGAAAUGUACUUGAGACUGUUUACGAUGGAGAUUUUGCUAACAGACCAAAGUUUGCGCUGUAUCUGGCAGAGACAAUAUCGCCCAAGCUCAGCGCGCGGCACUACCUCGACGGCGAUUCAAUCGAGGCAGAGGUUAAGCAGCUCAUCGGCGAUACGCACUACGCGCUGGAUGUGAGCGACAGUGACGUCAUCAUCAUCGGUGCCGGUGGUAUAAUAUUUGCUGGUCCCGAUUGCGCUCGGCAUGAGACAUUAUUGAUGGCCUUUUGCCUUUUGCGGGCGAGGGAAAAUUUCUGCACCGUUCUAUACCAAAAAUUGUCCACGAUGAAGGAAGAGCUAAGAAAUUUACAAAUGAUUUUAGAGCGCGUUCACGAUGAGCCCGACACGUUGCGUCGCGCUCAAGUCAGCUUGGCUGAGACGAAUACGAAUUUGUACCGUCUAGGUGAGGCUAUACGACACAUGGAGGUAGCAAGCGAGACGCCGAUUAUUCAAUUCGGCGAAUCCGUAGAACCCGAAACGCCCAUCACGGGGACGACGAUGUACUACGCGCUGAACACGAAAUCGAGUAAGCGGCUGCAACACGCGCUGGCGAUUGAUGUGCUCGAGUCGACGAUUGCGAAGAGAGUCAAGGGAUGUGUCAAGCACUAUUCGGCAAAUCAAGAGUUUUUGCGUACUUUGCAAGCACAGGCGAAGGAAGUGAUGCGAGACAACCGAGCAAAAACAAUCGCCACGACGAGGGCGACGCUUGACCAAAGCCGCGAGUUCAUGGAGCACGAUGCUGGCGGCGAUAGACAGAGUCAGCGCGUGUUAUGCGCGCUCUUCAUUGGCUUGUUAGCCUUCCGUAUCCUCGAUCGACUCGUCGGGUCGUCGUUCACAAUCCCCGAGAGCGUUUCGUUCGUCACGAAGAACUUUCGCUACCCACUCAUGUGGGAUAUGAACGUACCCUGGAUACUCUUGAGCCUCGGCACGUGGCUCAUGAUUGCGGCUGGUUGUGCUUUUGCACGGCGAGUGUACGUCGACAGACGCGACGGGUUUAUCGACUCAACGACGUCUUCGACGCGCCGACUUUGCGUCAACACUCUCCUGAGGUAUCUCAAGUUGAAGGAAGAAGUGACCUAUCAGGAUAUCUUUGCGACCGAGGGCACGCAAGUGACUCAAAUCACGUACGUCGAGGUGCCGUGGGGAAUAUUCGAUACAUAUCGCGCGAACAUGACGCUCACGGUGGACACCAUGCGCGGCAGACUCCUUAAAACACGCAUUCGCAUCUCCAAGUCAAAGUCGUUGCCCGGCAAGCUGUUUCCGAACGAGUUACACGAACUUCUCGUCGCCGAUCUCGAGCUCAACGGGGUGAUCGUUGACGGUGAAGGCAACGAAAAGCGCCGAAAAGCGGCGCAGCACAGGACUAAGCCCAAAAUUUUGUUGGUGCAAGCCUUGGGAGAAGUCGGCGUGCGCGAAAUCACGCUCACGGACAGCACGUUGGAAAGUUUGCGGGCGACCAUCGCGGCCAAGUUUUGCUACAGAAUGAAAAACGUCAUUCGCAUGUCAUUGGUGCAGCACGUGAGCCCGAACGUCACUGAUGAGGAGAUUAUCACGACGAACAGCGCCGUAGAACGCUUGCGAGAGUACGCCAGAAUCAAUGUCGUCUUCUUCGGCCGACCAAAACCAAAGAUGGCGCGAUACCUUCGCCAGGUCACUGAACGCGCCGAACGACAGCGCUUUCUCGACGAACGAAGACGACUGUUCCAAAAGAAGUUCGGGAGGAGAAGAAAAAAUAUGGGGACAGUCGCGGAGAAUUACCCCGAGUCAGACGACGAAGCGAUUGACGGAUUCUGAGGGGACGCGUUGAGAAGUGCCGAAUCUCGUCGAGAAGGAAAG